CAACAUCCUCCUCUCCUCGUCUCCCCCGCUCCCCUUCUCCCCUGCUGCCAGUUUUCAACUACCUGGCCUCGAACAUGGCGGACGUCGAUGUUGGCGCGAUCCACGCCUACAGGAGAUUGAUUGACGAUCUCCUGACCCGCGCAGAACAUGCCAAACCCGACCAGCAGAUCGAACCUCCUUUGACCGAAUCCCAUCUGGGCGAUUCCAUUUGGCUCAUUCAGGGGCAAGAUAAGCAGCUGGUUCAGGAACUCGGCCAGCAGACUCAGUUUGCGGCGGUGGAGAUUGCGUUCAGAGAGAAGUUCUACGGCUUGCUUGCUUCUACCUCAAUUGAGGACCCCUCGUUCACUCGGAUAUGGAACCUACUUGAUACAAUCUCGAUCUUCUCGGACAACGAGCAGUGUGAGCCCGGUCUGAUAUUCUGGCUGAUUGAGGAAUUGCUUGACAGCCAAACCAUCGAUGGCUGCCGGAAGGUGUUCGAUUACCUGGAAUCGCGAAGAGAGCGGAGCACAAAGAAACAUUUCAAGCAAAAAAGCUUGAUCAUCCUACGAUCUUGCAAUGAGUUACUCCGAAGGCUCUCAAGGGCCGAAGAUACCGUAUUCUGCGGGCGCGUCUUCAUCUUUCUGUUCCAAAGCUUUCCUUUGGGGGACAAGAGCGCCGUCAAUCUCCGGGGCGAAUACCACACAGAUAAUGUUACUACAUAUGAUGAACUCACCAAGGCAGUCGCGAAGGCGACUGCCGAUUUGGACGUGGAGAUGUCUGAUGGAAAAGAUGCGCAUGCAACCAAUGAAGGUCUGAAGGAGGAAAGUGAGGCUCAGGCAACAUCUGCGAGCGGUUCCCAGACACCCGCACAAGAAACCCCGAAAACCCCACGAGUGGUGGUCUCUAGAGUCAGAGACGAAGUCGAGGAGAAAGCCGUGGAUCUGGAUGACCUGUACCCCAUAUUCUGGGGACUGCAGGCUUACUUCUCCGCCCCGACGAAAACGUUUGACCCUCAGCAUUUCGCCACCUUCAAAUCUGGACUUGAAGCCACCAUUUCUACCUUCAAGAAUGUCAACACGGACCUUGAGAAUUCGAGCAACAGCAGAACUUCAGAGGAGAUCCGAAAAUCUACCAAGCGGAAGCGGACUACCGAUGGACAGGAGAUCGCCAGCAGUUUCAACCCUAAGUAUCUGACAAGCAGGGACUUAUUUGAUCUUGAGGUUAACGAUACAGCGUUCAGGAGACACGUUCUUGUUCAGGCUCUUAUCCUACUCGAUUUUAUGCUUUCUCUUACGCCCAAGGCUAAAGCCAAGUUAGCUGACCUGACCAACAAGUCCGUCCUUUACGGGUUUGUGUUACAUGACGAUGAUGCCAAGUGGGCGGUUAAGAUGAGAAAGGCGAUCGAGGAGUAUCUCCAGGAAGGUGUUGGGGGAAAAUUCUAUUAUCGUAUGGUGGACACUGUCCUCUCGAGGGACAAGAACUGGGUGCGCUGGAAAGCAGAAGGAUGUCCGUUAAUUGAGAGACCGCCUGUUUCUGUAUCAGAGUAUCUUGGCGCCCGUGAGCAUGCGACAAAGGUUUAUGCAAACAAGCGCCUUCGCGCAUCACCUAUGGGAUCACUUAGCCUGAACUUUCUCUCCGAGGGCGAAUCACUCGCAGGGCUCGAAAGACUGAAGGAGUCGGAAAGGUAGGAGCCCCAGGAGCAUUGAAAUAUCCGCCAGCGGUGGGCUGACAUUCUCUAAGAUUUUCCGUCCCUGCUGCAGAUUCGUUGAUGCUGAGUAUCAUGGAUGACGAGUUGGAUCUCGACACCGCGCAGACAAAAGAGGACAAAGAGUAUGCGACUCGGUC
Aspergillus sclerotioniger CBS 115572 is the source of this 1824-nucleotide messenger RNA. RefSeq names its product THO complex subunit THO1/HPR1. Gene Ontology annotation, cellular component: THO complex part of transcription export complex. Gene Ontology annotation, biological process: regulation of DNA-templated transcription elongation; mRNA export from nucleus. The transcript is spliced from 6 exons. Lineage: Eukaryota; Fungi; Ascomycota; Eurotiomycetes; Eurotiales; Aspergillaceae. Bases 75 to 1667 code for a protein of 530 amino acids. The record is from RefSeq and is a predicted model, not a curated record.